Molecule: messenger RNA, 18458 nt
Organism: Megachile rotundata (alfalfa leafcutting bee)
Lineage: Eukaryota; Metazoa; Arthropoda; Insecta; Hymenoptera; Megachilidae
Product: trypsin
Biological process (GO): proteolysis
Molecular function (GO): serine-type endopeptidase activity
Source: RefSeq, a predicted model, not a curated record
AGAGAGAGAGAGAGAGAGAGGUCUCGCUCUGUCCAUUAAUCAACGCGAACGAGCAUCCUGAGAAUGAUAAUCGAUCUCGAAUCCUCGAUUUGGACACUGGCCGAAGGGCUCGUCGAAUUUUCGAUCAAAUUUUCGGUAGGGACAACUUACUUUGGGAAUUUUUUUCGAAAUGAAAGGUUCAACGAUUCGAUCGCGAACAUGUGCGAACAUAGAAAGUUGCUUUAUCGACGAACAGCCGAAAAUUGAAAUUAGUCUAAAUUGACAGGAGAAUAGCCGAUUUUUGCCGGAGCGAUUUACCGCACGCUACCCCCGCCAAUAUUUUGCUCGCUUUCCAACAGCAGUUACGACGACGCCUUUAUCGCGACUGCAUAAUCGUACAAUUUGAAAUUCUAUCCUGCCGUCGUGCAUCCAUCGAUCUCAUGCAACUUUUAUCAAAAGAGGAGCAUAAGGAACCCUUUGAAUUCAACGCUAUUCACGUCGCGAGUUCUCGCUUUCUCUUUCAGGGACAAAAGGGUGGCGCGGUCUUUUUUCUAGGAAAAAAGACCAGGAAAGAAAAAAACAUUAGGGUACGAAUCCCCAUCGAUCGUCUUAACUUGGUCCCUUUGACCACGACCACUCGCCCUAACGUGGUUUCACAUAUUUCAAAACAGCCGUGAUAUUCUUCCGCUCACCCUAAGGCGAUGUUACAUAUUUUACUUUACAUUAUUCAUCCCCUUACCCUUGGCUCGCUUUACGCGCCAACAAAUGUUCUUUCUUAACUGUUCAUAAGGAGAAGACUAUAUUCCCUUUAAGAGAGUUCUACCACUGACCAACAGAUUUCUCUUUCUUUAACGCGUUGCUUGUCACCUCCUCUUUCGAACUUCAAAGAAAGUUUGAAGGAAACCUUCGAGCAUUUUUAUUAUCGAACCAACGAUUCUAUAUUCCCUGGCAUGUUCGUCGUUCAAACGAUUCGUAACGGUCGAAUAUUAUAUUGGACGGACGGCGCCGCUGUUGCGGCAGCGAAAACGUUAGGAAAAUCCAUUAUGCUCGUUUCCCGCGUAAUCUGACGUCUCGUUCGCGAAAAAGGAAGGAAAAUCAUCGUUUCCCAUUAGAUGCCGCGCGUCGCUAAUAAAGUUCGAGAGCACAAAGGACUAUGGUAACGGCACGGCGUUGCGACCCCUUGCGAGUCCUGGCAACUGGCUGUUUGCUUAUCUCCGCGUAUAUCUCCCUUAACGAUACGGAGUCUGGUGAAACUGUGAUACAGCCGCAAUAUUAAUAGGGUAUACCCUUCCCUUUCGGCCACACGGAAGAUUCAGCCCCGAAGACAGAUCCAGAGCUAAUAUUGUUAGCCGGUCCUGCGGGAGUCGUGGCGUGCUCUCGAACAAACAGACAAUGCGUCGAGUGGAUUCGAAAAGCCCGGAUAAACACUCUAAUAUCUGGAAGAUCGGAACCCUUUCUACGCGAUCAACCUCUCACGAUCACUUAUUUUACCGAGAGUAUCGUUCGACCAGUUGGACUGAAAAUUGUCUUUGCCGAGCGGUCUCGUUUCUUCGAGAUACUCGACGAUAGUGGGAGAAAAGAAUCGUACGCGUAUCCUAUUUGUUCGAUUAUUCGAAAUAACGGAUUUGUACGCGUACUCGAAUAUUCGCUACACUCCCAACUUGAAUCGUCGAUUUCUUGAAGUAGUGCACGAUUCAUCGACGCGUGGACGAGGGUCAAUUAAAUGCUAUUAGCGUGGUUGGAUUUUGGCCAAUCCUCGUAACGAGGCCGACACACAGAGAGGAUACGGGAGUGGAUAAUACUCGCGUAAACCCUCGUGCUGAUCUGGAUCCCUGGACAUCGUGGAUCCUAAUCGGAUUGCAGCCGUGUAGUUCGAGACGCGGUAUCCUGGAACAUUAAUUUUUAUGGGCUUUCGAUACGAGCCACGUAACACGCUCGACCCUCUGGGACACUCCAGCCCUCCGUCCCGAGUACAGUAACCGCCGAAUAAUACCGGCUCGAGAAACUCUAAUAAUUGGAGGAACGUAUUCGUACGUCAGUUUAUUCCGUUUCGAAAUUGAAUCGACGAUUCGUCUAUUAAUAAUCAUUCGAAUACUAAUAAUGCCCCUGGCGUGCCAACGUCUCAGGAUUCCUCGAGCGAUCGCGACAAAUAAUAAAGUAAAUUAUGUGCGAGUAUAUGUGCGAGUAUUAUGCCAAUUAGUAUCGUUUUCUUCUCGUCAGGCGAGGGUUUAAAUCGGUACGGUUAGCACGAUAACCUUUGCGCAACGCGCACCGACGAGCAUGAACUUCGCUUCACCAGUCAAAGUUCUCGAUCCGAGCGUUUCCAGAAUUAGCCAAUCGGCAACUGCACGAGAAUAGAACCGAGAACGAGGCGCGAUUAAUAACAAUUAAACGGCGAGAUACGCGAUGCAAUUCAUCCACGGUAAGAUCCAGCCACUAUCUAAACGAGUAAACGCGACAGUUAUCGUGGCUCAAGAACAGUCUCUCCUCUCCGACGCAGAGAAAGGGAAGGAACGAGAAGUCAGAGGUCGGCAAUCGUCGCGUCAACUAAUGUUAUGGUCUAUCUUGUAAGAGGUUGGUUAAUAGGCAUCUCAGGAGUCGCUAAUAUGUCGAGCGCCGUCGAGGGGAGCACGACUCCCAUAAUCGUAACUGCACUCGUCUACCGCGGAAAUUACGCUUUUCGUCUCCUAACUCGGGCCUUAGGGAAUUUUCUAUCGUUCCUACCAGUCUUGCUGGAAAUUGCCUCCCUCUCUCUCUCUCUCUCUCUCUCUCUCUCUGCCGAAUCUUGACGUUUAGGUAACACCGUUCCUCGUUAACGGAGACUUCCAAUUCGAAAUGUUGAAAAGUCGCUAAACAUAUCGCGAGAGCCGAAAAACUCGGUUUCGUGGCACGCAACGCGUCGUCCGCAUCGAUCAAACAGCCCCUAGACAAAUAAUCGUCGAAUGCAUCGAUGCACUCUCUGGUUGAAAGUACAAAGCACGAUAUUCAACGGUUGAGAAAACAGCUCACGUUGUACCCCGCCCAAAGUAUCGACCACCGCGAUAUUUCACCGUUAUGUUUAAUAAUUCGCAGACAGUCCGUUGGAGGACUGGCUUUCUCCUCUUUCUCUUCUUUCUCUUCUUCCUCUUUGACCCCGCCUUUUCCGUCUCGCUUCGCCCCUCGAAGCUUUUCCAUCGGCUUAUAUCUCUGCCUCGCCGAGGAUGUCGUAGUUGCCAUAAGUUUCACAGCCUCGUGAGCUACUUGAAGUAUGAAAUGAACUACGUGCCCCUCUUACGAGAUACGAAUGCCGAAAUGGCGGACGUUUUUCUUCUUUGAACGUUCCACGAGUAUCCCGUCAAGGUGAUUUUUAACAUCGAAACGAAAACAUCUACCGCUUUAUCGGAUUUCGGCAGACGCGUCCCGAAAGUCGACUAGCUUGUCGUAUUCACUUGCAUGGCAGAUUCUAACAUUGGUUCGAUGUUCGUUGGCAGAAGGUAACCGGGUACCAUAACCCAGGAUGGCCAAGUGGGAAUACAAGUUUCGGUUUCGCGUUAACGGUAGUUUUACGAGCCAAACUUCCAGCAUGGGAUCUGACUUCUAUGAAUAUUAACCUGAUCCCCUUGGACCGCCCGUUUCAUCCCCUGGUGUGUAAUUAUCGACUACGGGCUAGGGCCGGAGACUCGUUCGGCUUUCAGGAUGUAGAUAUCGCGUUCGCGAACGAUCAAGAUUAUCAAUAUUAUCUUGCAAAAGCAAAAAAAAUCAGUUUUUCGAUCCCCCGUACGGUAUCCGUGUGUCGAAAAUAAACGAUUGUUCUCGUUCCGCGAAACUUUUUCAUUGUUCCACAGCCACGCGACUCAUUUAGUAAUCUUCCAUGCCCAUUAUCAUUUUUUAUUGCUCCUUUGGUCCGAGAUAACGUUUACCCUCCCGCGCUACGAGCAAACGUUAUUCGUUGAUCGGUCGAAUCUCCGAAACGAGGCUUUCGCGUUCGUCAGGGUAAUUUGCCAGGGACAAUGGUUGAGCGAAACCACCGGACAUAGCUACGGAAUCAUGCCAUACGUAUUCAUCGGACGAACGGCGAUCCGUAACUCCGUCUGCGAGCAACUGACACGACGUACACAGGGCGCAUUCUGCGCAACCCCAUGGAAUUACGUUCGCGAGCCAGCCAGAUCGCUGGACGGAUCGACCUCUAGAUCGGCUACGGGAGACAAGGGGACCACGGUUAAUGGGAAUUCGUCGGCAAUUUCGCGUACGGAGUUGUCCUUCUGGAACGUGACGGGAAUGCGCGGUCGACGAAUUUCUUCUUCGUUCGUUUUACGGAACGAACGAACGAACGAUGGAUGGAUGGAGGGUGUAAAAUUGGAUGGCUUGUAAAAUGGAUUUUUAUAGCGACGUUUAAUGUUCGAGCACGUUGUCUACCGGUCGGGGAACGAUCGUUCGACUUUCUCCGCAAGCGGCGAAACGUUUCAAGGGGAGUUUCAGUAGUACGAGUCGACGGAUAAGUUGACUAGCGUUCUCCGCCAUAGAGUAUAGGAUUUUCUCGAAACGCGAAACGCGAAACGCGAUAAUUCGUGACCGAAUUUAGACGUGUUCCUUGGACCGGACAGCUCGCGAUUUAUGGAAUCCGUAUCGCGUCGUUUCCCCGUGACAGCCGUUCCCGUGUAUCGAUAGGAAUUUAGGCGGACUUACGAGCGAAGGCUGUUGCGUGUCCUGCAAUCGGUUCGAUUGUCUCGGAACGAUCUCAUUUAUCUUGCAGUAUUCCAGCGGUCGGAUCUCUCCUCGUUGCGAAAUUAAUCAGACUCCCUUCCUUGCUUGGAUGGAUUUAACGAAUAUGGAUCGCGUCUGAUACCAUCUACCACGUGCGCCGUUCGAUUCUGACACGCGUCAAGCUUAAUGAAAUACCGCGUAGAAUCGCUACCGCUUCGACGAUCGCGAAAAACUAUCUCGAAAUUAUUUCGGACUAAGUCGCUAGGCGGAUGUACGAUAAAAGAACAUCCGUCUCGUUCUCCUCCCCUUCGUGUUCUCGUUUCCUUCGAUUAACCAUUAGGACGAGUCCGUCGGAGUAUUCACCGGUUCCAAGUUUCGUAACGAGCUGGCAUAGCUGGCUAAUAUUCCCACGACGAGCCACCGCGUUAAGGGUUGCGUAGUUGGGGCUCGGAUACUCGAGAGGCUGUAGGACGGACGUUUCCUUUUCGCGUCGAUCUUGCUUCUCUAGUUUGCGUGCCAACUUUCGACGGAUCGAGGCUAAUGGGCUCCCUCUCCGCUUCUCUUCGAGAACAGACUUUUCUUUUUCGUCGAAGACGUCCCGCGAGGCAAAUAUCGAAAUCAUGUACGAAGUCGUUACGUACGAACCCUAAGAACGUGUUCGAUAACGACCGAGAAAAAUCGGUUCAAGUACCGGAGCAAAUAUUCCCGUCUAUCCCGUAACAAUAUACAUAUAAGGGAAGAGAAAAAAUACUAAUUUCGUAAAGAACAACGUAAAGAAUCCCUGUUUCGAGUUACUUUAUCCUCGUGAACGGCAGAAACCGGUAGAAAGGGUACACACUACCACGGACUGCCCCAUGACGUUUCUUUUUUUCCCCUGUUCAUUAUUCCCGCGACGUACACUUUAUUCGCGUUUUCGUUCCGACGAUUGUGCGUUCUGACAAUGGACCGACGACUCGUGCUCAAGUUUCGAUUCUGUCUGUGGCAGUUGCUUUUUUUCCGUAACAGGGCAGCCUGUUCUCGACCACAGGCAGCGGAAACUUGACGACGCGACGCGUUUCGUCGCUCGUGAAACUUUCGCAUUGUCUCGCGAGCACCCUCACGACCACCGGCUGCCCGUUUAUCCUACGAAUUACCUGAAUCUGUCUUUCGUCCAACGGUACGAAACAUAUUUUUCCCCGGCUCCGCGUCGUUGCUCGACUAUUGUCUCGUUCGUUAGGGCUCCUCGCGACGUUCGCGACGAGAGCCGGUUUACCGACGAACUAAUUCUUCCGAUGCCUCGAGUAUCGCGGAAACGAGCUCAACAUGGAGCGCAAUCGCGUUCUUUGGCUCGUUCGAAAGAACGUCUGUCUGUACCGGUGAAAUAAAAUAUUGUUCGCGUUACGAACACCGUAUAAACCAAUUCGUAACGGAUUCCAAACGACUGGAGACUGGAAAUUUCGUACGAGCGUUUCGUCGACGAUCGUUCUAACCAAACCUAACCUAACCUAACCUAACCUAACCUAACCCUUGGUUUCGCUCGAAUCGUCGGAUUAGAUUUAAUCAUCGUUUGACGGAGGCGCUUCGUAACGAUUACAUUGUCCAUCGACGCAGGGACGAGGGUCGCGCUACUAACUUUGCCCUUGCAAGUACCGACGAACACCACCCACACUUUGACGAGUUACAAAGUCAUCGCGGCGCGAAUCCCGUUAUUUUCCAACGGCCAACCCGAGAUACACGAAUUCACGAAAAUCUUCGACAAACUCUAACCACAUCGAUCGCUCGAUAGAAACAUUUUGGAAAUUUCUGUCGUCGGAAAUUCGAAAGGUUGCAAUAUAUUUGCAUCGAGCGAAAAUUUUCUCCGAAAAGUCAAAGAAAAGCUCAGUUUCGAAACGGUUCCGUUUACUUACGUCUACGAAUCAGUCUGUCGACUACAGAUACUCACUUUCGAUCGCGAGUGUACCGCCAUUGGGCUCGCGUUAAUUGCCAGCCUCAGCCUCUAUUGAGAUUAAUGACAUUGGUUCGUAUUUUAUGCCAGGAUGAGUCUAUCGGUAGCGCUCGUAGCCCGUUAGAUGUGCUCGUGAGCACGGGUCGGUGUUAAUUGGUACAGACGAUCCAGGACUACGUUACUCUACGAAGCCAUUCGGUUAACCAGGAUCGAGAACGGAGAUUGAGCACCAGCUUCGGAUAGCGUUGUCCGUGCCGAUAGAAGCGGGUUAUCGAAUCCUGUUAUCCUCGUUAUCGUUCGACCUGUCCUAGCUAUCUCUCCCUCUCUCUUCGAGUGUUCGAGAUUGUUCGAAUAUCCGGAUCAUCGAAAACUAAGAAAUAACUACAUCAUGAUAUUCUUAAUAGACGAAUCGCUUAAUUGUUCCGAUUCGACCUCUGACAAGAACACGAUAUCGCAAGCGCGAAGGAUAAUAUAAUUGUGUCUGGGUAGAGAAUCGAUGUAGUAUAUGCCGUAGCGGCGAAGAAGGUCACGGAAAAGAGAGUUUCGGAGUAUAAUGUUACUGGAUGUUACAAGCAGUUCGCCAAACAGGAUUACGUUACAUGCUUUUAUUGGUUCGUGUCGAGCGGUUUCGACACGGGAGAUGCUCGCGUUCUGUUCGCGGUAACUAAUUUCCCUUCGCGUUACGUUUCCGUUCUCCUGGUGUCGAAGAAACGUUUCAUCGAAUCGCUAUAGAACCUGAGGUUUAUCGCAACGAUUAACAGGAACCGUAAUUAAUCCUUUUCUCCUACGAUUUCGUGGUUAAAUUCGUGAAAAUUUGACUCGUUCGUCAAAUUACGUAAACAUGUUCAACUUCUGAAGAGAUCUCGUGUAUAAAUCCUUUAGCAGGGCCAACGACCAAACGCUUAAAAUCGAUAUUGUAUCGUUUGGGAGACAAUAAGUCGUCUAAAAUUGUAUCGUUAAACAAUGUGGAGUUGAAUGUGAAGUCGAGAGAGAGAGAGAGAGAUUUCUCGUGAUCGCGUUAAAUAGAAAUUCAUGGAUCGGAGUCGAUGGCGAGGAAAGAAGUUGGCUGAAAGCCCUUCGCCGCCACAAUGUCAUCGUGAUCGCCGUAAUUCGCGAAACAUGAGCCCCAUCGAGGAGAAAUAGGGCCGGUAAAUCAGAAAACUUUGUACGGAAAGGGGAAACGCGGAGAAAACAGGCUGGCUGAGCGAAAUUAUAUUUACCCCGGGGACUUUGGUCCGAGGGAUAUAUUAUUUCGGGGGAAACGCUUGCGAGGAUUCCGCGGAUACGGAAUCUCCUAUCCCCGAGGACUCGACGAUGGAAAUUCACGAGUAAUUCGAUAGCAAUUUUUUCCCCCGUGGUUCCAUGCUUUUUACCGGGUCACGAUUACGAUCCCUAUCGAUCGUUUCACCGAAACGUUUCGCGCAGGGAGCGGAAGUCGGCGACUUCGAGAUGGAAAGAUAAGAACGUUGUACUAACGUUCGGAAAAGACAAACAAGCCAUAGUUCGUGCCCUGCCCUUUUGCCGCGAUACUCUAAACUCUAAACGGAACGUAAGACAUCGUUAGGCUGAACUCGCGAGACGAGACGUAAAAUUGAUUUAGAGCGGUCGGCAUGCCGUCUAGCCGAUAAAUCAGGACGAAAAGCAAUUUAAACGGGUAGAGAGGUCCGAUCAUCGUAACCCCGGCGUAAUAUUCGCCGCUGAAUUCCGGCCGUUGGCAUAAGUUUUCAUUUGCAGCGUCCCGUUAACGAAGUCUUCGCCGAUAAAUUCGCCGAAGCUUUUCCGAGGGUAAUCCCAUUGUCGGCUGAGCUCGAACGAGAAUCGACUCUCCACGGGAAUUAAGACGAAUCUCUUCGGCUCCGCUUUGCUCCGCUCCGGCCCGCUUCGUACUACGCUCGUCUCUACCCUAGUCCGCACCUGUUUCUUAUCGGCUAUCGGAAAAUGGACCGUUACAGAGUUGGCCAGAAUUGCCAGAGAUUUGUUUCGGCCCGAACGCUUUAAGCGGAUUGAAACGAAUGGAGCGAGUUUUCCUUCGAGAACUUGGACGCGACCGAUCUUUGAACUUUUAUAGAUGCGAUUCCGAUACCGCUGCCUCGUUCUAUCGGGUUUGUCGAUGGAAUUCCUCGAUGGAUAUAAUCUCCGGAAGAAAACGGUUUCAGAUAUUUUUCCAUUACUUCCGCUUGUCUCUCCGAGUUUAUACGGUGUAAAUAAAACGCGUUCUCUUCGAAUAUUUCGAGAACCGGCAGAGAGUAAACGUAGAAGAAUAUUUCGUACAUACGAAUCGAAUUUCUAAAGGAAAAUUAAGAAACACGCGCAAACCCGACAGUUACCUUUCGAACUCGACGUCGACGUCGGGUUAAUCUUGGUCGAUCUAACAGUAAAAGCAGACCGGUAGAAGCAACGGUGUCUCUGAUAAACGGCCCCUUCGGCCGUUGCAUUAUGGAAGCAUCCGCUAUUUCGUGAUAUUGUGCAGGGCUGGCUGCAUCGUUGUUAGGGGAAAGGGAUCAGUAUGGAUGCGGUCUGGACGUUAAUGGCAUGUGCUACGCUCACGGCCUGUAAACGCAACCGGCCUGCAUUGUGGCCGCACCUGCAGUCCUCAACAAUUCCACGCGGCCGCGGUUUAACAUUGUAGCUAAACCGCACGUUUGUUCCCCUAUACCCUCUACCUAUACUAUAUGCCUUAUGCGAACGCGUACGGUCGGAUGCAGCUGCAUCCAGAAAAGUUGCGAAAAACCGAAACAACUGUGCCGCGUGUCAGUCGUUCGUAAGUCUCUCUUACGAAAACAUGCGGCAUUUCUAACCCGACUCGCGGAUGCUUUAUUAGGAAAUUAUUCCUGCGAUAUGUUUACGAUUAUUAAACUUGCUACAUUAUUACCGCAUAACAAAAAGAACACCUGUCAUCUCUUCGACGCACACGCGCGCGCUUAGUGCCGCUGCUUUUAAAUACCACGAACGCGGUUGGCGUACAAUGGAAGAAUUAAAAACACGUAUAUCGGCAUGUCCAUUGUCGCGUUAUCUACGCGCGAAAUAGAUGCGAUGAAAGCUACCGAUCAAUGUGUAUUUAUGAGUUUGAUCGUCUUUCGAAAAUGUUUCAAAGAUCCAAAUAUAGAUGCAACGUUGAUCGAACGUUAAUCGAUGUCUUCUCUCGCUGGUCUAACGGUGUUACCACGUUACAUCGAAAGCGUCGGUCAUUGACAUGGCAUGGCGGGCGUGGCUAACAGUCGGACUACGUUUAAGAGGUGACAAGUUAUUUGUACCGGUAGUAAGUUGAAAAAAUAUUAAAUAAUUCCGUACGAACCAUCGAAUUUAACUUAUCUAAUCGAUCCAUUGCCUAUCUCGUUCUCGUUGAAACGCUCGGCGAUUAGUGGUAUUUUCAUCGAACCUGUUAAUUCACGGCGUUAGUUUGAUCGUUUCGCGCAGUUGACGCUCGCAACCGGACGAUGCUCUGCUCGUCCGUCACAGUCUGAUUCUUUCGGUUGGCGCGAAAACCGAAAAGGAAAAAACGCGCAAAGGGGAAUGGAGCGCGAAGAGGCGGCAGGAAGCACGCCGCUUUAUUGCACGCUGCUCGUUGCGUGCAUAAUCGCAGGACCGAAAACCUCGAAAAACCGUGUUGGUUCGUUCACCCCUCGAACGAACUUUCUCCUCUUCGUCCAUCGAACUACGCACGAUUUUGACUACACCUGCCACGCUCGACACUUUCACCCGUGCAUUCGCGUGUACUCGCACGUUUCGCCAUCGCUGUCUGCCCACGAUCAAUUUUUUUUCCUUGCUCGAUUCGUAUCGGUAGACGGUUACGUCAUGGAUCGUCACGCUGUUGGAAUCGAUUCGAUGUAUUCGUCGAGGUGUAAAUUUUCGUCGGAAGGUUGGUUCGCGCGUUCUACAGGAAACGAGUUCCUUCAAAAUCAGAAUAGUGCCGUGUCACGCGAAACGAUUGUUCGCGCGAAACAAAGGACGACUUAAAUGUCCGUGCGGCCAACGAUCACGCGAACGGUAUAACGCUAAAGGGGUUGUUCGCGAAUCGCCGCUACGACAGAAAUUUCGAAGGAGCUUUGACUUUUCUAUCUAUUCUCUGAUACGCGAUAACGUAUUUUCUAACCCUGCCCGUAAUUUAUUAACACCGGAUUCGAAAUAUACGCGUUGAAAGCGCUCGACCGCAGAAAUUCUCCAGGGCCCGGAGAAAAUGCCUCCCUUCUUCGAGGAAAUGGUCUCGGCCAAACUCCGAAAAACUUCCUGCACCGCCUAAUGGCAAGAAAAGUCGAGCAGCCUUUCGGCGCGGCGCUUCCGCUUCAGCCUACGCGAGAGAAGGGCGUAUCGUCGUCCCUGAUCCUUCGAGACCUCGCCUCGAGAAUACGACGAUUGCUUGCUAGUAAUAAACGAACGUCGUAAUCGAUAAGAUUUCCACGAAACGAGAUACUGUUACAAAACUGCCUAUCAAUUUUUAGCGAUUUACGUAUCCGUCGUCGUAUCGUCGCGAAUACGCGACGCGUUAGGAAAUUGAUUCGAAACGACCCUCGUAUUUACCUACUGUAUCUCGUACCGUGACUCUUGAACCUGACCCUGAAGCUUUCCGCCCGUCGCGUCGGAUCAAACUGUCCGAACCGAUUGAGUUAUCCGUAGCAUAGAGCAUUUAUCACACGAUUCUCCGCUAUCGAUCACUAUCUUUUUCAUAAUUAUUCACGCGUUUAACGCGUCACGUUGUUAAAUCGAUAACUGUCCGUCGUCAAGUAGACACCUGCCAUUUUGUUCCCGUCAGCGGACCACGCACCUGUGCGUGCCUCUCGUACGAAGACGAAUGCGCUCGGCCGUGUUUCUUCUUUGCUUUCGCAGUCACCUCGAUACGUUUGUUCCGAACUCUAAGUAAAUAACAUCGUUGAAACUAGUCGGAGUAAACUAUUGAUUAAAUUAAAUUCAUCGCGAUGUCAAUUACGUAUAUUGUUCUAGAAAUAAGCCAUAGAACAGAUCGUUUCGUUUGGUACUCGAUCUCGAGGUUUCGAAACGAGCCUCGCUGCGGCUCCAUCGAAUUUUCUGUCCAGCUUGGAGGCGCCUGCGAAAGAACACGUUUCGAGAAUAAAAAGAGGCAAGCGAUGCAGAAACCACAGGAUCCAAUCGUAGCCGUGCGUCAUCGUAUCGGCUCGCGGGAGCCAGCCAGCUUACUCCUGGUGUUCGUGUUACGUAACCAAGAGCCCGUGACCUCGAUCCCAAGCUGCUUCGGCUUCGAGCAUUUCUUGCAGCACGAGUUGCAGAACUAGACGGGCCAGGUUAACCUCCCACAGACAAAACAACCGGCUUCGAACACGACCACGAUCUUUUUGCCGGCUCCUGGUACAGUCGCUGCUCGCACGCUUUUGCCUUUGCUUUCGCGAUUUCGUUUCGCCCGAUCAUUCCGACAGUUUCUUUCUUUCGAUCGCGCGUUAACGCACAUUUUCCAAAUAAACUUCCUGUUAUUCCCAUUAUUCCUAUUAUUUCUAUUAUUCCGUUAUCGGUGCAGCCAAUUCUCGACAUUAACAGAUUUUUUAUACCGAGUCGAAGUAGUUCAACUUUGGAUUCUUUCAUUCAAAUAUCCGAUCAUUUUUUCAGCUGGUGUUAUUCCGGGACUCUCUUCUUUACAAUCGAGUCGUUUCAGCGUUUUUCUAUGAGGUACCAGGCGCGUCGUUUGCCUAGCUCGUAAAUAAAGAGUUUCCCUCGCGACCACGAAAAGCUAAUGGAGGUUGAUUGUGAAUUAUGGAGGCUCCACGGACGCUCGCAUAGUUUACAGAACGGCGACGAAGCGCCGAGUGAUUGUAAGUUAUUGGCAGUUCCGUGCCUCUUCGUCGCGCGAAUCUUCGCAAAGGAUAGACGACUUUACGAAGAGUCGAUUCCAAAGUGGUUGGAAACGAGGAUGAAAUCCUUUAAACAACGUUAAGGCAAGGUGUUCGGCCGGUUGGCACAGCGUCUGUUAAAUAACGUAGAAAUCUUCGCCGUACUCGAGUCUGACCAUCGUCGUCGAAUCGGUGUCGAAUACAGUUGACAAGUUAUGAUCGGUUCCAUUCUGCACACUGGACAUUCGACGCGUCGAAUAGCGCGAACCGGAGAUUCCGAGGACGCAUUUGGUGCGUACCGAGGCACAAAGUUGUCGGGAAAAAAAAUAAAAAAAAAGAGACGGAAAGCCAAGAUCUUGGAUCGGUCAGGAGGUUUUUUUACGAGGACCGAGUAACGGCCCGUCCAGAUACGAUCGCUUUUAUUACGGCCUCCUCGAGACGCGUAGGUAACGUGCCUCGCGAUCGUAAGCGCGCAAUUUUUUUCCUUCGGCCAGCGUUCACGUCCAGAAAACGAUCCGACCGGGUAAUCUUCUUUAAUGCGCAUCGCCGAUGCCCGAAUGCCGUGAACGUGACGCGAACAAUGGAUUCGAUCAGCGAUUCGUACGAUCGCGUACGCUUUAUCUCUUCGACUAGCCGAGCCAAUUGUUCGCUAAUCGAUCGCGCCUGAUCGUUAUCAUUCUCGCACCACUAACGUACACUAACGUAACGAAUUUUAGAACGCGACAAUACUCAACGACGAAGUUAACGAAUGAUCGCGUAAUAAGUUAUCUUCUCGCGCAGACUCUUUUACUCGGUGUAGGUUACGAGCCAGCCAAUUUCUAUUUGUAAUUGAAACGAACUCUGCUGGCCUCCGAAGCACCGAUCAGUUCACCGGUUGAAAAUUAUCGGACACACGAGUCUCGCAAGAUGACUGUGAUUAAUUCACCAGAUACGAGAUGCGAUCUCGCGUCGUUCGCAUCGAGCAAUGUUUCCUCUCGUCCUCGAAUCGGUCGCCUGGUUUCAGGUAACAACCUAUUGACCAACGAAUCCAAGCGCACACGGUAUGCAAAUAAAUCGGCUGAUUAAUAACGCAGAAGGGAAGCUCUUAUUUCGAGCACGGUACCUCUCUCCUACGAAUUAACCACCGUCUUCGCGGCUAAGCGAUGUUUAUCGGAAAGUUAUUAAUCGUACACGAAUAAUUGUUUUUCAGCAAAAAAAAGAGAUCGUAUUUUGAAAAAAUAAGAUCGUUAGGUUCGUUAGCGGAAUUAUCGUGAUAGAAUCGUUGCGAGGAAUUUCGAUUUGAUGGCACGACAAGAGGAGAGAGAAUCGCGUGCUAACGGCAGCCAUCAGCGGGGAAAAUGGAAAAAGGCGCAACCCAAUUUCGUCGGCGAGGAAAGCACUUCGAUUGCCACAUACUGGCACCCGUCACGAGCACUUCCAUCGAAGGGUGAAGCUGCAGGGGUAGUCUCGUGGAAUGGCGACAGCCUAGUCCUGCUUCGAUGAAAGCCUGGAAAAUCCCAUAAAAUAUUCUGCGACUCCGUCGAGAAGAACUCGUCGAACUGUAACCAAUUGUUUGGAUGUAAAAAAAUAGAUAUUUUUAUGCCGACGUUUCAUCGGCAUAAAAAUUUUCAUUAGAAGACGACACUCUUAGUUACCAUAGUCGGAAUCGAACCGAGAGUCUCGAAUAUUGCGAGACGGGAAAAGCUUCGAAUUUCGCAUUUAUUUUUCGUUUCUAUCGAAAACGGACAAUUUCCGCAUCUCAAGGAAUCUCGAUUGUUCCGGAAUCUCCGGAGGUUUUCCGUUCUUUUUCGAACACUACGAGACAUUUUCCACCGGCAGUCGGUCGGAAAUCGAUUUCCCAAAGGUUCCGAUAAUUAACUCUCUCUCCCUCUCUCCGGCCCUAUCGUCAGUGGGAACAGCGAACCGAAUGGAAAAAGAAAUACACCGCUUGUUAUUCCAGUUCUCGAGGUAAAACAGGCCAGAGGCAACGUAUUUGCACGUGAACGGAAAAGGUUCCGUUCUGGCUGUUUCCGUCCGUCGUCCACUUGGCGAAGCGUAACGACCAACCGAGCCGAGCCGAGCCGAGCCAAACUAAGCCAAACCAAGCUAGACCAAGCGAACCGACCAAGUAGCCGGCCAGACGAUAGACUGGGAACCGUCUGGUAGACCUUGAACGGCCCUUUAACUGGUUGCGCUGCAGUCAAGGUUACGCUCUUCCUCUUUUCACGCUGCUGCGAAGCCCGCGGGAGAAGGCACCGGAUGAAUAGGGUCGUGAGUUAGCCACUUUGUCAAGGACGUAGUCGGUCUGCUAACCAACUGGAAUAUACAUACAUAUACAUAUUCGUAAAUCAAAAUAAAUACUGCAUCUUUCAACUCUCUACGAACCGAUAGCUGUAUUUCUUUUGAAAUCUCAAUUCUCUCUCUACGUAUUGUAUACUUGUAUGUACAUGCUAUUACGCUUCGCGGCACGAUCCAUGCGUAUUUGCUUAACACGUAUUCUUAUCAAAUUCGAUGCCACGUAUUACCAGUUUAGUAAUAACGUUCAUCUCCUUCUCCUCUUUAUUCGCUUCGAGGAUACUUUUUUCAAUUCGACAAUCAUCGAUCUCUGUUCUCUUUUCCUGUGCGGUUAAAGCGGAUAAUAUUAGAUCGCUACUUUCGCUUGAUUCAAUUUAAAAAAAAACAGUUUCCAACUCGUUAGCUUGUAUUCGUGCAACUUGUAGCGAAUCCAGUUUACCGAAUAGAUCGUAAGAAAUAUAAGCAACAGAAGGAGUAGUCGGUCCAGCCGUAAAAGCGUCGGUAGCAUCGUGAUAAGCGGCUCCUGUCACGGGGUCAAAGAUCAAGAAAAGACCUGUCAUAUAAAACAACGUGGAAGCGUCCAAGAUGGUUCCAGGAUGGUUCCAAGAUGGUUCCAAGAUAUCCAGCAGUAUUAUCGUCAUCAACGUUCUCUCGUAUCGAACAACGACGCGAUCAUCGUUCCUCGCCAAAAAGAAAGUACUAAAUAAACGAAGUUACGAUUCGGUCACGAACGAUUUCCGCGUUGUCCCAGCAAAUCGAUGACUAGGCUCGGUAUCGUUCACGUAUAAGCUCGCGUAUUGGUGUGCGUCGAAAGAAAGAUGUCCCUUUACCGGUCGUAACUAAAUAACAACAGAGAGAUACAGCCUCGCGAACCACGAGGUGGUUAAGGUCGAGCUUAGCCAACGCCCCCAGCCAACAUUCCUUAUCAUUACAUCCCAUAAACAUUAUCCUCGGUUCCAUCGAGAAUGAUUCCUUGAUCCGGCUACGAGAAGUCGAGUGGAGGUAGCUCGUCUCCGAUCCGGAGGAGUGCAGGAGAGACGGAGAGAGAAACGCUGCCGAAGGAGCCACGGCGAAAGGAAGACGAAGAAAAGAGGAAGACGAUCGAGUACGUUUACGCGCGACUCUUUCGGCACCGUGUACUUUUUAAUUCUCCUUCGCUUCCUGUACGUUCUUCUCGUCUCGACCGGUUAGGUUAGGUUGCCCGUGCGCGAACAGUCGCGACAUUAUUUCGACAUUCCGAAACGUUCAACUUUCGAAUUUCUCUACGCUACCGAUGUAAAACGGGCUUAGGUAAAAGGAAAUACGGCCGCUGCAGCAUGGACGCGAAGAAAUCGAACGUUCGGAAUAAAGAAGGGAAAGCGAAAGCGUAUCGACACCCUUUGAAGGAUCGGUAGUAGUCAGAUUCGAAUAGGGUAGCAACGAGGCUUGUCCGUCGAAGAAGACGCCGUUAAAUAGGUAGUCGAACGGGCAUCCAAUAUGCAAAGUGGUCGGUGGGCGCGUGUUUCACCUACCAUCGGCGUAACUCAACGGAAUAUCGUUGCUAGUGACGGGCUUUUCGAGGGCCUGCCAGAGAGCAGGAGAGUGUACAGAGCUGAUAGGAGCCACCAUUACCCAUCCCCGUGUUCGAGCAGCUCCGCGUACAAACCCCGUACAACAACCCCUGUGUACAAUCUCCGUGUGGCUAACAGACCGGUCGAGAGCCCUACGGGCAGUUCGUUGUCCAGUGGUACGCUCCAGCUUCUCCACCUAUCCAAGUCGAUGCUAAUUAAUCGUUUUUAACGUUCUUUUCGUCAACGAGACCCGCGCGAGUAGGCGAGUACGUCGAUCGACUAAUUAAAUUUCUUUGAGAAACGAUUACGAUCGUGAUCACGGUUAUCGAACGUAUCUACAAAAAUAAUUUAACGCGAAAAAUCGAUUGUUCGAUCAAGUUCGAGAAGACAGCUGUAACAUACUUAAAACGGCGAAUAAACCAGUCGAGUAUCUUUUAAUAAAUAAUAAGUAAUCACCGGUAAUCCUUGGCUCUCGUUAAUUCGAUUCAUCGACGUCGAGCUGCGUUUUCGCAGGAAAUCGAACGAAACGAUAAUCACCGAUUCGAAGCACGAUUUUGCCAGGUAACGGUAGCUGUUCGUCCACGUUACUCGUUACCGAACAGAAGAGCUUUUAUGAAUAUUUAUCCUCGCUGCCAUCCGACGAUUAAUUCGUCUUUUAGCGACGACGACAACAACCAGAUACCGGUUUCAAAGCAACACCAAGAUCGAUCGAUCGCGUUCCACGCUGACGUUAAAUCGCGUUUGCUCGGCCAUAAACGAUCUAAUACGCGCCUUUUCGACAGAUAUCGCCCUCGAAAGGUGAUGCGCGAAGCACGAAUUAUUAAACGAUCGAUGGAAAAUUUUUGCCUGCAAACCGGAUAAUAACGGAUAUCGAAGAGUCAACGAAGAUUCAGGGUAACGGUAGGAGGGCAGUUAUCCGAAAAUAAUCAGCUGGAAUUAAAAUAAAAACAUGCAUCCAGAUUUGUCGGGUCGUUCUCGUUUCUCGAUUAUUUCACCGAUCGUUUCGUUCGAUUCGUAAUGUCGGUCACUGGUACCAACGUGUCGACGUACGCGUUACUUUAACACUAACCGGGUUACGGAUCCCUUCUUUAAACGGUAAUCGAGAAAACAAAAUAAUCGGCGAUCGUUAUCGGAUCUAUAUCGAUCGAUGAUUUAUCGGUUGCUGGCCGAUUCCGUAAUCCAUGACCGCGGCGACACGCGCCUCGCAUUCGUAGCUGCGUUAUCUAAUCGAUAAGCAGUCGGAUAAAUUGUUCGAUUGUCCAUUAUCGUAUCCAGUCGGUAGCAUGAUUUCUCUAGUGCUCGUGACAGUGCUGCUCUUCGGCGCUGCGGUUCAAGGCGAAACGGAGAGCAGUACGGCGAUCCCUUAUCAGGAUGCGGAGUGGGUGAGUUACGGUUUAACCGGACGGAUAGUGAAUGGUACCAAGGCGGCACUCAGACAGUUUCCUUAUCAGGUGUCGUUGAGACGCAGCUACAACGCCGCACACUUUUGUGGUGGCUCGUUGAUAAGCGAGUAUCAUGUUCUUACCGCGGCACACUGCAUGUUUCUCUCCGGUUCCAUGAUACAACCGUGGACGAUCAUGGUCGUCGCUGGACAAUUGUUGCUCAACGAACAAAGUUCGACCGGACAGCGGAGGGGAGUGGAAAAAAUCGACGUUCAUUCUGAAUUCGAUAAAGAUACUUUGCAGAACGACGUCGCUUUGCUCACCCUGAAGGUUCCUUUCAAGCUAACACCCGAGGUUAACGUCGUACCUCUAACGAGCGGUACACCCGAACCGAACACGGUUUGUCAAGUGGCCGGCUGGGGUUACCCAUCGGAAGAUGACCAGACGGUGAGUAAUCGUCUCAUGUACGUGGAUCUGCCAAUAAUAAACCUCGGUAUCUGCAAGAAAUUGUUGUCGUACGUGACGGACGUGUUUCCGGGAAUGAUGUGCGCCGGCUAUCUGGAAGGGCAAAAGGAUGCUUGCGGGGGCGAUUCUGGAGGCGGUAUGCUCUGCAACGGCAUCCUGGCCGGUGUCGUUUCAGGCGGAGACGGCUGCGCGCGGCCUAGAGUGCCAGGUGUCUAUUCGGACGUUCAUUUUUUCCAGAACUGGAUAGAGGAACACAUGGAAACACCGGUUGUCCUCGGACGUAUCUCGUCUGGCGGAGAGAAAAUGCUCAACACCUCCCUGUUACCCUUUAUCGUUUUUUCCAAGAUGUUGCUAAAACGUCUUUAGCGUAACAUGUAUAUUCUGUUUGUUUAUAAAAUUUGCAUUC